Molecule: messenger RNA, 4529 nt
Organism: Ictalurus furcatus (blue catfish)
Lineage: Eukaryota; Metazoa; Chordata; Actinopteri; Siluriformes; Ictaluridae
Gene: pbx3b
Product: pre-B-cell leukemia homeobox 3b
Exons: 11
Coding region: 1331-2740 (469 amino acids)
Biological process (GO): regulation of transcription by RNA polymerase II; animal organ morphogenesis; neuron development
Cellular component (GO): nucleus
Molecular function (GO): RNA polymerase II cis-regulatory region sequence-specific DNA binding; DNA-binding transcription factor activity, RNA polymerase II-specific
Source: RefSeq, a predicted model, not a curated record
GUUAUCAGUUUAGCAGCUACCAGUGUAAAACUUCGGGUACGUCUUUUCUAUAUUUUAUUGCAAAUGUUCUCGUCAUUCAUGUUGUGAGGGCAUCUUGAUAGCACGGGAGCGCCACGCGCAAACUGGGACUUCAUUGCAUUUUUUUUUAAAUGUUCUUGAUCAUUAUCAUCACUGGUAUGAUUAGUAGCAUCUCGCAUUUUGUUUUGGGUUUCUGGCGAGAAGUGACAAGAACCUAAACCCCUCCCCGGAAGGCGGAGCGUGCAUUUGUGUCGAUUUUUUGUGUCUUAUUUUUUUUGUGCUCAGCUUCAGCUCUGAGCCGUCCACACAGAGAAUAGGAUUGGCACGUUGUCAAUCGCUCACUACCGCUGCCAUCAACCAGCAUUAAGCACACACAGCCCAAGCGCUUGCCUCAUAAAUUUUAGCAAACAACUUUUUUUGUGCAUCGCUUUAUUACGCGUAAUUAUUUUUCUGGAGUUUCCCUGUUUUCUACCCACUCGUCACAACAUCAGUAUCAACAACAACAAAAACAACCAACAACAACAAACAAACAAACAAAAAACCUUUUUGAAUUUGUAUGUUUUAAUAUUAUUGUUUUUUAUUUUACUUGGCACAUUUUAGGCUAGCCUACAAUUAUUGGUGCCUGUACUAAUAAUUUAUUUUAAUUUUAGAAGGUAUUUUGGAAAAUACGUCAAAAGGCAGCAUUUUGGACUAUUCUUCCUAAUUUUUCUAUGUAUAGCCUAUAUUUUGGAUUGUAGGUUCAGUUGACUAUUUAACCCAUUUGCUUACCGUCAGACUAAAUUAUAUAUUUUUGUUGUUUCUCUAUCUUUGUCUCUCUUUUUGCAUUUGAGAGUUGUGCGGUCUGAGCAGGUUUUCAAGAAGUUAACAAGAGAUUAUGUGAAGUAGACUGCUAAAAAAUUAAGUAAUCUCCAAGGAGCUUCAAGAGAAAAGACAAAGUCAAUUUGGCAUGCAGGUUCGGACUGUAUUCCACGAUCAACCAUUGUCACCCGAAUCCUGAAGUUUAAAUAAUAACGACGAAAUACCACCACUGACUUUUUACCUAACGGAACUAUUCGUCGCGGGAUUGUACACGGUGAAAAUUUUUUAUUAAUUUUUUUUUUUUUUUGCGGGAACCUCUUGGACUAGCAAUUCUGCUGUAUUGCUGACGGCAAUUCAUGCCGUUUACCUUUCCGCGAAAUUGUUUUGCCCUGCACAUUUCAGAGACGAUAUUACCCCGCAAAACGCUGCUCAUGCUGUAGUCAAGUUGCUUUUUUUGUGCAUGUGCUCAUUCCCUUCUCCAGAAGCCCAUUGAUUGUGCUGCGGCGACGAGCUGAUGGACGAGCAAGCCCGAAUCAUGCAGACUCUCGGCGGUGUCACUCUGGCUGGCCACACGGUACAGGGGGGCAUGGCAGUUCCGCCUCCACAUGGACACGAUGGCUCCGACGGGGACGGAAGGAAGCAAGACAUCGGCGACAUUCUCCAUCAAAUCAUGACCAUAACAGACCAAAGUCUGGACGAAGCACAGGCAAAAAAGCAUGGUCUGAACUGCCACAGAAUGAAGCCUGCCCUCUUCAGUGUGCUCUGCGAGAUCAAGGAGAAAACAGGUCUGAGUAUUCGAGGGGCACAGGAGGAGGACCCUCCUGAUCCUCAGCUCAUGCGUCUGGACAAUAUGCUGCUGGCAGAGGGGGUGGCUGGCCCAGAGAAAGGUGGUGGAUCAGCCGCUGUGGCAGCAGCUGCAACGGCAUCGGGAAGCCCUACUGACAACUCCAUUGAACACUCAGACUACCGGGCCAAACUCUCACAGAUCAGACAAAUCUACCAUACAGAACUGGAGAAAUACGAACAGGCAUGUAACGAAUUCACAACCCAUGUGAUGAACCUGUUACGGGAGCAGUCACGUACACGGCCCAUCUCACCGAAAGAGAUUGAGCGUAUGGUCAGCAUCAUCCAUCGCAAGUUCAGUUCCAUCCAGAUGCAGCUCAAACAAAGCACCUGUGAAGCUGUCAUGAUCCUGAGGUCUCGCUUCCUUGAUGCCAGACGAAAAAGACGUAAUUUCAGCAAGCAGGCAACAGAGAUCUUGAAUGAGUACUUCUACUCCCACCUCAGCAACCCCUACCCCAGUGAAGAAGCCAAAGAAGAACUGGCUAAAAAGUGCAGCAUUACAGUAUCCCAGGGGGUGGGAAGCACCAUCACAGUGGCACAGGUAUCUAACUGGUUUGGCAACAAGAGGAUACGUUACAAGAAGAACAUCGGCAAGUUCCAAGAGGAGGCCAAUCUGUAUGCUGCCAAAACUGCUGUGAACGCAGCACAUGCUGUGGCUGCUGCCGUGCAGAACAGUCAGACCAACUCCCCCACUACACCCAAUUCUGGAUUCCAGAUGAAAGAUGAAGAAUUUCAGCUGGAUUCGGCAGAGAACAAAAACACUCUUUUAACCAGCAUGUUUACUGGUUCGUCAAGUUCUUUUAACCUCCCAAACUCGGGGAACAUGUUCAUGAGCAUGCAGAAUCCGAAUGGGGAUUCUUACCAAGGGGCACAAGUCGGAGCCAAUGUGCAGUCACAGGUGGAUACCCUGCGACAUGUUAUCAGUCAGACAGCAGGAUACAGUGAUGAUCUGGGGGGCAACUCCAUGUACAGUCCACAUAGCUUGGAUGCUAAUGGGGGAUGGCAAGAUGCUAUGACCCCAUCCUCUGCAAUCUCCCCUACUGAAGGCCCCGGUAGUGUGCACUCUGAUACCUCGAACUGAUCUCUGCAUUGACACACUGACCAAUCGGAGACUGAUCAUUCAGAGACAUCACAAACUGCCAUCUUCACAAAUACAUUCAGCAGAACAUUUGAACGUUUUGAUGUCUCUUAGGAAUUGAAUUUUCUGGUCUCAGCAGACAAUGUCUCCAUUAUUUUACGAAUAUUUACUAUUACAUUCUCAGAUUUUUUUUGUUAAUUACACAGUAUAUUUUGUAUUAUUUUCUGUGAAUGUGCAAAUUGAUAUGUUUCAUAUCUCAUUUACAUUCGCAAGUACACAUUUAGACAUUUAGAACAUAAAACCUGAUAGCAAAUUUAACCCAUUUAAUUUAGAUAUUUUUUGGAUGGCGGUUUUGGGAAUUUUAAAGAUGAUAUGCAUUUCAUUAUUUUCCCUUUUCUUUUAUAACCACACUAAAUUAGAAGAUGAACUUGAUGAUUUGGAGAAUAAAUUAAAAUUGUGGAAAUUUUGGGAGAAAAAAAUAUUCCAUCAGUGAAAUGAGUUUCACAUGCUAUCCGAUAUACCUUACAAUUUAGGCAGUAUGUAUAAGAACUCUAUUUUGGCAUGUCUCCAUUCAGAGACAUAAUGAAAAACAUUCUUGUAUAUAAUAAAUCUUAAGAGUAUUUAUACAUUUCACAAAUCAAUACAUGGCUCCAUUAACUCAUACUAAUAGAAUUGAUAGAAUUCCAACAUUACUACAUUUCUCUAGCUUAGAGCUCGCUCACUGACUACCUCUCAAAAAUCUCAUCACCAUUUUAGUUGUUCCAUAUUGUAAUUUUUUUAUGUAAGGUUAUGUGGGUGCAUUUUGAAUAAACCCCUCUCAUGUAAUGUAAUGCAUAUUUUAAUCUUCAAAGAAAAUGAGUUGCUUUAUUGCGACUUACAAAAAAAUGACAAUAAUACCAUAGAGAGUGAGAGAAUUUUGGGGGAGGGUGUGGUUUAAGAACAUUGGAAUGGAAAUUUACACUGUUAAACUGCUGUAAGUAGUGAAACAUUUUAAAUGUUACUCAUCCUGUUACUAAUUCACUAAAAUAAGAAAACAAAUAAAUAAAUAAGAUAAAAAAUAUUGUAGUGCAUAAAUGGUCCAGUAUUCAAAACUGUGCAUUUCAGGCCCUGUUUGACAGGUCCCCAACUUCCUUUCUCUCUUUUUUUUUGCAUUGUAUGUGAUUUCUGAAACUGAUUUAAAAAGAUCAUGAACAUUUAUUUGUGGCAGUGAUUCUAAUGUAUUACUGAUGUUUUGCAUUUCUUUCUAACCAGACUACACCUUGGACUGAACAGUCUUCCUUGUGGUAGUUAUGUGUAAUUCCAAACAUGAAUAAACACCUUUUCCUUUCAUGGUGGAACACUUUGACUUUUGGUUUUGUUUUUUUUGUUUGUUUGUUUGUUUUUUGAAGCAAUGUAUACUUAAGAUCAGUUGUAGAGUGAGGGGAAAUAAGUAUUUGGACACUUUUGAUUUUGUUAUUUAAUAUACUUCCAGUGCAUACUAUCUCCAUAUUUACAUGUCUUUUGUCAUGUCUUUUGAUGUUGUACUCAUAAAUAUGAACAAAAAGUGUGUAUUCAUAAGCAUAAACAAAGAAAAAACCUAAUUGAUAAGAAUAAAGUAUUCAGACACCAUAAAUUAACAACAUAAGUACUUACAGUCAUGGGAAAAGAAAGUACAUCCUCCUUCAAUUCUAUGUUUUUAUUUAUCAGUGACAAAAUAACAGUUGGAUGGUCCUCACCAACUUCUAUAAACAAGCAAAUAACCCCAGGUGACACAAAAAACAAACAAACAAGCAAAAAAAACCCAUUAUGAACA